Messenger RNA from Diprion similis, 2957 nucleotides. Its product is annotated as nocturnin. The record is from RefSeq and is a predicted model, not a curated record. The coding region runs from base 63 to 1460 and encodes 465 amino acids. The transcript has 5 exons. Gene Ontology annotation, molecular function: 3'-5'-RNA exonuclease activity. NCBI's taxonomy places the organism in Eukaryota, Metazoa, Arthropoda, Insecta, Hymenoptera, Diprionidae.
AAAAGGGAUCUACUAUUUCCCGAAACAUUGCCUCGAGCUAAAUCGACACCUGCAGCUGUUAAAUGGAGGCCGAAUUGACCAUGGCCACGGAAGAAACACGCCAAGUGGCACCGAACUUGGCCAAGAUUCGGGAGUCCUUAGCUCUCGCUGAGACUUUGGCCAGAGCUUCGCUCAUGACAUCGCCGGCUGCCAAGAGGCGGCUGGCUGCGAGGAGCAUCGAGAUGGGAGAGUAUGGAUCAUCGGGAGAAUACGUGCCGCCUAAGGCGCUGCUCCUCUACUUAGUCAGGAUGGGGAGUUUCACGUCGUCGCCCAAAAUUCUAAACGAGGAUGCCCAGGACUCGGACGUUAAUCUACCGGCUAGAAUGUCUCGGUCGGAAAUGCUCGAUCGGUGUCGUUGCGAAGGCGUUCAGCCGCUUCUGAGACGUCAUUUUAAAGGCUUGAUCAAAGAUGUCGACGUCAAUACUGCCGACGAUUUUAAAAUGCUACAAAUCAACGCUGUUCCAAAAACUUGCGUGCAGCCGUUAAAGAGCCCAAACAAGAUACGAGUAUUCCAGUGGAACGUACUGUCGCAAUCGCUGGGAACAACGAACGACAGUUUCGUCUGUUGUCCGGAGGACGCGCUCGAAUGGGGAAACAGGCGGUAUCAGAUCGUCCAGGAGAUCCUGGAGUACGCACCGGACGUGAUCUGCCUCCAGGAGGUGGACCACUUCAACUUCCUAAAGACCUGCCUGGAGACCCAAGGAUACACGGGCACCUUCUUCCCGAAGCCGGAUUCACCCUGCCUCUACCUCGACGGCAACAACGGGCCGGAUGGAUGCGCGCUUUUCUACAGACGCGACAAGUUCGACUUCGUCAAGUCCGACACCAGGGUGCUGGAGGUCUGGCGUGUCCAGAGCAACCAGGUCGCCGUAGUCGCCGUUCUCAGGGUUCGAGAAACUGGCAGGGAGUUUUUGGUCGCCGGUACUCAUCUCAAGGCCAGGAAAGGCGCCCUCUUAUCGACCCUCAGGAACGAACAGGGCAAGGACCUCCUUAAUUUCGUCAGUUCCAGCGCGGAAGGAAGGCCCGUUCUUCUCUGUGGCGACUUCAACGCUGAACCGACGGAACCGAUAUACAGAACAGUCUUGGGAUAUCCGGAACUUAACUUAGCAAGCGCUUAUGCAGAUUUUUCAACCGACAAGGACAUCCCUUCGAUGGACAGAGAGCCACCCUACACGACGUGGAAGGUCCGUGACGAGGGCGAAGUCUGUCACACCAUCGAUUACGUGUUUUACAACAAAAACGCCUUCGCGGUGAAUGCUGUUCUCCAGUUUCCAACCGCUGAAGAUAUCGGCGAGGGUCGCGUGCCGUCCUACCAAUAUCCCAGCGACCAUUUCUCGCUUUGCUGUGACUUCCGGUUUCAGGAUCAAGAGAUAACCGACCAGACGCAUAUAGAGGAGCUCAAAGGCAUUAGUAGCUUAUAAAAAAUACUGUAGUGUUAUUCGCACACCGAUCGUCUAGCUAUUAUUAGCGGUUUAUAGGUACCGCAGUUAUUUGCGGCGUGUAUGUGUAUAGUAAUGAUGUUCAUGUUUGUAAUUACGAAAUUCCAUGAAUUGUUUAAUUAAUUGAUCAAGAGGUAAUCGUUGCGAUUACGACUUUCAAUCAAUACGGACGAUUAAAUCUCCGUUUUUUACUCUCGUAUCGUAAUUCCGAUUUACAUUAGACGUUAAGGAAAUCUGCGAUUAGAACGUGAAUCGCGAUACGUCGAGAGGUGACAUAGCCUAGGUGUAUUUUUAAUUAGAAAACGUGCCUUUUUUAUUACCGCUACUAUAUGUUCAACCAAUGAAUAUAAGCAAAUGCUGGAUCUUAGACGUUGAUCUCUUACUCGUGUAGUAGUGACUGGAGAAAUUUAAACAUGAAGAGAAUUGGUUGUUUCGUGCCUGCUACAGUGACAGAGAAGAGUGCGAGGCUACCGCACUGACUUGGUUCAUGACGCAAACGCAAUGUUAAAAUUUUCCGGUUUCCUUCCUAAGUGAAAAAGAAUAAAACACACAAAAACACAGACACAUGUCUCUGUCAAUCGUUUGGUAGUUUCUCUUCCUUUAAAUUACUUGUGUAUAUAUUUAUACUAUAGAAUUUAGUUAGUAACGUGAUAGUUCCAUGCAAACCGUGUAUAAAAUUGAAUUUAUAUAUACGACGAAAGUAGGAGAGAUAAAAAAAUUUCUGAUUAUUGUAUUAUUAUAAUAUUCAUCAAUAUUGACACUGGUUCGUGAUCAAGAAUAUCCUGAAGUUGUAUUGGAUAGUUUACUAAAACAUGUCCCCACCACUUUGGUUCUUUUUUUUCUUUUGUACAUUUUUAUUGAAAUCACACAAAAAAUUAAAUUUUACUAUGAGCCCCCUAGCUCAUUGAGAUACGUUUAACUUUAUCAUUUUACAAAUAGCACGAAUACAGAAUGAAUUGAAGAGGAUUAAAAAAUGAUGAAGCGAUAUGAAUACAGCUGAAAAUGCUACGAUAAUGAAUAGCAAUCGACAAAUUAUUGCUAAGUACGUAAUUUAUAUGAAUAUUUCAUUUCAUUUCACUAAUUACAAUCAUUUAGAUUGAGGUUCUAUAUGUAGUACAAAAAUACAGUCGCAGCCUCACGUAUCACGCUUGUGUGAAACUAUAUUACAUCAUAUAUAUUAUGUUAUUUUAAUGAAUUUUUUCUUCGUUCGCUUUAUUCUACUAUUGUUAUUCGAUAAUGUUGCAAUAAGUUAAGUACCAUUUGUAGAACAACGAUGAAUGAAUUGAUGUCGACGUAUCAUCGUGAUGGGUGUUAACGAUGAUAUUGAAUAACUGAUUCCAGUAAUUGUUACGGCUUGUACAAUGGUCCGAAAGAAUUGUGAUUUAGACGUUAAUUGAAAAGAUGAUAAUGAUAUAUCAUGUAUUGGUACAUCUUGUAUAUGUAUAUUAAAUGAUAUUUUUAUUAAAAUGAUAAUCUGUU